AUGAGGCUGAAUCCCCUCAAGUGCGCCUUCGCCAUGGAAGCCGGUAAGUUCUUGGGAUUUAUGAUAACUCAGAGAGGGGUAGAAGCUAACCCUGAGAAAUGCCAGGCAAUACUUCAGAUGAAGAGCCCAGGUUGCAUCAAGGACGUCCAGAGGUUGGCAGGGCGGUUGACCUCAUUAUCCCGGUUUCUCGGGGCUUCGGCAACAAAGGCCCUGCCAUUCUUCAACCUCAUGAAGAAAGGGAUGGCGUUCGAGUGGACGCCCGCAUGUGAAGAAGCCUUUCGGCACUUCAAGGAAAUCCUGGCGGCACCGCCCGUCCUCGGGAAGCCAAAGGACGGAGAACCACUGUACCUGUACCUCGCCAUAACAAGUGAAGCCCUGGCCGCAGUUCUAGUACGGGAGGACGGAAAAGCUCAACAACCAGUCUAUUUCAUAAGCAGGGCCUUACAAGGGGCAGAGUUAAGGUAUAGCAAGUUGGAAAAGCUAGCCUUAGCACUUCUAACUUCCUCACGAAGGUUAAAACAAUACUUCCAAAGCCACCAAGUUGUCGUCAGAACGGACCAAGGAAUCCGGCAAGCGAUGGCAGAUUUUCUAGUAGAAGUAACGGGAGAUCCAAGCGAAGAAGUGAGUACACGGUGGAAGCUCCAUGUGGACGGAGCCUCCAACCAGACCUUCGGAGGUGCCGGGAUCAUCCUGGAAAGCCCGGUUGGAGUUGUAUACGAACAGUCGGUCAGAUUCGAGUUUCCCAUCUCGAACAAUCAGGCAGAAUAUGAAGCCCUUAUAGGAGGCUUAACCCUAGCAGCAGAAGUCGGCGCAAGAAAACUAGAAAUAUGCAGUGAUUCCCAAGUCGUCACCUCCCAAGUAAACGGCAGCUACCAAGCCAAAGACCCCUUGCUACAGAAGUACUUGGAAAAGGUCAGAAGCUUGAGCCAAAAGUUCGAAGAGGUCACGGUCCACCACGUCCCUAGAGAGAGGAACACACGGGCAGACCUCCUAUCAAAGUUAGCUAGCACAAAGCCGGGAGAAGGGAACCGGUCUCUCAUCCAAGGCAUGACGAGAGAACCAGCAAUCACACUACACGUGACAAGCCUAGGUUCUUCAUGGCUAGACCCCAUCACCGACUUCCUAGAACACGGCAAACUCCCCAGUGAUGAAAAGGACGCGGCAAAAUUGAGAAGGGAAGCGGCCAAAUACGCCGUCAUCCAAGGACAAUUGUUCAGGAAAGGGCUCAACCAACCCCUACUGAAGUGCCUACACCCCGAUCAGACGGACUACGUCCUAAGGGAAGUCCAUGAGGGCUGCUGUGGGCACCACAUCGGAGGCAAGGCCCUAGCGAGGAAACUAAUCCGAGCCGGAUACUAUUGGCCGUCGAUGAUGGCAGACUCCAAAGAGUUCGUCAAAAAAUGCGUAAAGUGCCAACAGAACGCCAACUUUGCAAGGGCACCGGCCUCCGAGUUAAGCUUGCUGAUGACUUCUCGACCAUUCUCUCAAUGGGGAGUCGACCUCUUAGGGCCUUUCCCAGUCGGCCCGGGGCAAGUCAAAUACCUCAUUAUUGCAAUUGACUACUACACCAAAUGGAUAGAAGCCGAACCGCUAGCCAGCAUAUCCUCGUCUAAUUGCAGGAAGUUCAUGUGGAGGCAGGUGAUAACUCGAUUCGGGAUACCGGAAGUCGUCAUCUCGGACAACGGCACGCAAUUUACUGACAGGAAGUUCACGGAAUUCCUCAACGGCCUGGGCAUAAAGCAAAGGUUCUCCUCGGGUGCUUGGGCCGACGAGCUAGCAUCGGUCCUCUGGUCUUACCGAACAACCGAGCAGUCCUCCACCAAGAAAACUCCUUUCCGACUAACGUACGGGGUGGAUGCAGUAAUACCCGUAGAGAUCGGUGAACCGAGUCCGCGGUUGCUUUUGAAAGGAGUGGAGGAAACCGUGGAAAAGGACCUGAUAGAUGAAGCUCGGGCAACGGCCCAUUUGACAGAAACGGCGCUAAAACAAAGAAUGGCUCUGCGCUACAACACCAAAGUGCUCAAGAGGGAAUUCGAGCCAAACGACCUCGUCUUGAGGCGAAAUGAUAUCGGCCUGCCGACCCCCGGAGAGGGCAAGCUAGCGGCAAACUGGGAAGGCCCCUACAGAGUCAAAAAGGUGAUGGGAAAAUGA
Messenger RNA from Arachis stenosperma, 2151 nucleotides. RefSeq lists its product as uncharacterized. The transcript is spliced from 3 exons. Gene Ontology annotation, biological process: DNA integration. Bases 1 to 2151 code for a protein of 716 amino acids. NCBI's taxonomy places the organism in Eukaryota, Viridiplantae, Streptophyta, Magnoliopsida, Fabales, Fabaceae. Gene Ontology annotation, molecular function: RNA-DNA hybrid ribonuclease activity; nucleic acid binding. The record is from RefSeq and is a predicted model, not a curated record.